Molecule: messenger RNA, 4473 nt
Organism: Daphnia carinata
Lineage: Eukaryota; Metazoa; Arthropoda; Branchiopoda; Diplostraca; Daphniidae
Exons: 10
Coding region: 760-4218 (1152 amino acids)
Biological process (GO): negative regulation of MAPK cascade; protein dephosphorylation
Cellular component (GO): cytoplasm
Molecular function (GO): protein tyrosine/threonine phosphatase activity; MAP kinase tyrosine/serine/threonine phosphatase activity
Source: RefSeq, a predicted model, not a curated record
CACCACGAAGGUUUUGCCUCAGAGCCAGUCGAUCGGUGGUUGACGUGAGACCUGUCUCUACGUCCCAUCUUAUUUACUACGAGACCUGAUCGGGAAUAUUAAAUUGGAUUCCUCUGCGUUUGAAAGGGAGGAAUAAACAUCGAACAACGACUGUGGCGUAUAUAAUACAACGGGGGCUCAUCGACGUCGCCAAAUAUUUUCGAAAUUGCUGUUCUACCUUUCUAGACGUGGAAAAUUGAAUUCGUCUGCUUUUGAAGUUGUGUAUCUUGUGCUAGAUUCCGCCAUUGUGGUGUGUGUGUGUGUGUGUGUGUGUGUGUGUGUGUUUUUCUGUAUGUGGGGGUCUGAACUACCGUGUGGAUUUCUUAAAAGCCACUCGUCUUCCUGCUCGUUGGCCACCGUGUGGUAUCUCCAUAUCGAGUUCGAGUUUGAAGAAGAAGUUUAAAGGAAACAAAAGCCAGAAGAUGUGGAAACGGACGGUUUGGAUACGGACGGAUUCCAAUACGGCGAAUGGGCACAAAUGACCUUCGUCUCUACCUGAAGCGCCAGGAGAUCCUAUUCCGCGUGUGUCUCUUGUGGCAGCCAAGAGAGCCACCAGCUGGAUUUUGAGGGGCAAAAGAAUUAAACACACAAAUCAAAAUUCGUCAAAUCAAAGGAACAUUUUUCCAAAAUUGGGAUAUCACGGAAACACCUCCAUCCCCAUAGAAAAAGAAAAAAUUCUAAAAAAGGAAGGAAUCAUCUGCUGUUUGUGUUGGCUGAGACAUGGCCAGCAAAGAAAACGCCGUGGCCGUGGUCGACCCCCACCAGCUGGCCUCGGUGAUCCGCAGCAGUCGUUUAGACAAGGUGUUGAUUGUCGACAGCCGCAGUUUCCUCGAGUACAACGAUCUGCACAUCCAGGGGGCCGUCAAUGUCUGCUGCUCCAAACUGGUCAAACGGAGACUCCAACAAGACAAGGUUUGCGUUCGUGAUUUCCUGCAGCAAAACUGCCGUUUGGAUCGGGGACUGAUGGAAUACGAGAACGGCGACGUCAUCGUCUACGAUCAGUCAUCCGUCAGCCCAGAAUCGGUCAACCCAGACUCGUUCCUUCACGUCCUUCUCCACAAGUUGGUUCACGUCUUCAGGCAGGUGUUUCUCCUGUCGGGCGGAUUCCUCAAGUUCCAGGCGUGCUAUGGAGAUUUUUGCGAAGACAAAUCGCGACUGCUGCGAUCCUCGUCGUCGACCUUACACAACAUGACGUCACUGUCCCAGCCGUGUUUGCCCAUCACCAACGUCGGACCGACCAGGAUCCUUCCGUUCCUCUACCUGGGAUCACAGCAGGACGCUCAUAACCAGGACCUUCUUUCGGACUUCAAUAUAACGUACGAGGUGAACGUCAGCACCAACUGCCCCAAACCGGAUUUCAUCCAAGACAGCCACUUUCUCCGGCUGCCCGUCAACGACUCUUACGGAGAGAAGCUGUUGCCUUACUUUGUCCGCGCCACCCAAUUCAUCGACAAAGUCCGCGAGACCAACGGUUCGGUGCUGGUUCAUUGCCUGGCCGGCAUUUCGCGAUCGCCCACCGUGGCCAUCGCCUACGUCAUGCGCCACCUGCAAAUGACUUUUGACGACGCUUUCCGUUACGUCAAAUCCAAACGAUCCUCCAUCUCGCCCAAUUUCAACUUUCUCGGCCAGCUGCUGGAAUACGAACGCCAAUUGCGCGAGGAGGAGGUGCUCGAUUCCAGUGUCGGUGACGUCACCAAUUGUUUACAACCCUCAUCGCAAGCCACUUCCGCUUCUUCUGCGCGUUGUGCCGCCGCUGCUGCAACGACGACGACAAGUCCGGCGCCGGGUAGGGAGCGAUGCCUAUCGCGUUCCAUAUCGCUGUCCUUGUCACUCAAAUCGCCCGGCUUGGAAACGGUGCCGCACAGUUGCAGUCCCAGUCCGUCUUCAUCCGAUCACCUCCUCAAAACUCCGUUCGCUUUCGCCGGACUGGCCCCCGCCGACGAAGUGGACGCGUCGUCCAAAAGUCGCCCCGUGUUGACGGCUGAUCUCUCACCCACCGCGGCCCUGGCUCGCCUCUCCUUCGAGGCGUUCGAAGCGGCCGCCGCGGCCGCCGCGGCCGAGCGGAUGCCUUCGCCAGUCGAGUCGGAAAUCAAAGAGUCGUCCUCGUCCUAUUUGGUGGUGUCCAGACGGAAGCACCACACGCGCGAGGAGAUUUACCGAUCGCUGCGCCAGCGCAUGUCCAGCACGACGAGCAGCAGCACCGAGAUGAGUCACAGUUACUACAGUAGCAAACAAAAGACGGAGACGACCAGCAGUCGAUCGUCGUCGUCGAUGGUGUUGACCGUCAGUCAAAGCCAAAGGGUUCAGUCAUCGUCCAGUCCGUUGUCGCCGGCCACGCCGAGUUCGGCGGCCAAUCAACGCGCUCAUCGGUGGAAACCCGCACCGGUUAGCAACCCGUUGGGCAAUGCCUCUUCCCCGUCGUCGCAUUGUUCGGAAAUUUCGGUGCACAUUGAAGGAUCGAAGGCCGGCCAGCAGGAAAAAGUUGAUGCUGCUGAACGUGUCGAAGAGGAGAGCGAACAAGUCGAGGACGAAUGCGAACCGAUCGAAAUGCGCCGACGGGGUCAGGGUUUCCCCCGUCCGCAUUCGGAUAUCGGUGCGGGUUACCUGCGCCACGUCCACCAUCCGCUUCAGCAAACGCGUUCGGUGCCGAGGCGGACGAGUUACGCGCCCAGCGAGGCUUCGUAUUCGUCCAUCUCGGACGAUAUGCUGUUGUCACCUACACCGUCUUCACCUCCGCCUCCGUCCAGCAGCAGCAGUUGCAGUAGCCACCACAUGAUGGGUGGCCUCCUCAGCCCGCAGGGCAACCCGUGCAGCCAUAGCAGCAGCGGCAAUUGGGGCGGUGUGGUCAGCCCCGGCCUGUACGCCCGCUCCGAUUCGGUAACCACUUCCGGAUUGGGAUCGGAGAUAUCGGAUAGCGACAUGCGCCAAUCGCGAGCUGAUUUGGAUGCGUUGAGUCUCUGCAGUGGGAUGAGUGGUAAUCUGCGAUCCGGUGCGGGUGGUGGGGGAAGCAUCGCCGGGUCGGGUUUCCUCGAGUCGGAACCGGAUUUCGCUUCGUUACCGCCCGAUGAUGGAGUCUUCACUGAGCUUUUUUCUCCUCCUCCUGCACGACUUCAACCUCCUCCUCCUCCUCGGGGUGGAUCGUCGCGUCCUUCACGACCGUCUUCCCUUUUGGGGAUCAUUCCGGCUCGUGAUUUGGAAUGGAAACCUUCGCCGAGUAGUAGCAGUUGUUCGGAUUGGAUGAUGACGUCACUCGAUUCAUCGCCCACCUCUUGCAAUCGAUUUCCGUUGCUUCGCAAAGCACGUCCCACUUCGCUGAUGAAUCCCAUCGAUCCGUCGGCACCUUGCGAAGCAUCGGGCACAUUGGGCGAUUUAGCCACAUCUACCAAUCCUUUAUCCGGCCAAGACUCUGCCACGCGACCUGGUGAAGACGAUGUAUUGCCAGACAGCGCCACGGUAUUCCAGUUGUGGCGGCAAAGAGAAGCUGCCAUGGAACAGCAAUUAGUAGACAGGUCCAGUGAAUUAAGCAAUUCUUUAUCUGUCCGUCGCCGUAGCAGCAAAGAUAUCACGUCAGCCAGCCGGCUGCAACAUCCAUCCAUGGGCCCAGAGUGUAGUAGCAGCAGCAGUAGCAGCAGUAGCAGUAGUAGUAGUACGAGUAAUACUUCAACUACGUCAGUAUCGAGUAAACGUAAAAGCAGUUCGGAGAUGCCACGUGAUGGUGCCGGAUUCGAUGGAUUGUCUGCAGGACCUGAUGGAGGUUCGCCACCGGCUGUUGUUGAGAAACGCCGAUCCACACGAGAAGCCGGGGAGUUGUUUAUGAUGGAUGGACUUUACCGCUUCAAAAGCUGCCCGGACAUUGUGGAUCAGAUGAAAAACGACCAACGCGAUGGUCAGCUACCAAAGAGCAUCCAUUUGGAAUUGAAAUUAAGUAAUAAUAGCAACACAAGUCGCAGCAACGGCAUCAGUCAGCCCAGUGUGGUGCAAUUGAGAGUCGCCCGAUCACGCCGCGACAGUCAAACGCAGCGCUAUUCAUGUGGAGCACUUGACGGCAGUUUUUUAGUUGCCACCAAUAGUAAUUCCUGGGAUCCAUCAAUUAAUCGUUCAGCCUCACCGUUAGGCUGCGGCUCUGAACAUAAUAGCAAUACCAGCCUGAACUGCUUUUCUGUCAUUGAAGUGUCAUAAAGUUGUGUUAUCUAUUAAUUUAUAGGGUCUGAUUUGUUAGUUUUAGACCGCAAGGCUUGCAGUGUCGCAUAAUUUCCCCUUGAAUCCCACUUAACAGGCUGAAACUGAUAAGAUACUUUUUACUUGAAAUUUUCAUCAACCACAGGUCAAAGAUCCACAAUGUUGUUUGUGCAAUGGUUGUUACUGCGUUUGUGGUACCACAAUUUGUUGGUAUGGUAUUUGACUGGUGUUCCAAAAAUAUAAUUAUUCUUGUCA